This is a messenger RNA of Cercocebus atys (sooty mangabey), 6518 nucleotides long. RefSeq names its product HemK methyltransferase family member 1 (gene HEMK1). NCBI's taxonomy places the organism in Eukaryota, Metazoa, Chordata, Mammalia, Primates, Cercopithecidae. Bases 405 to 1472 code for a protein of 355 amino acids. Gene Ontology annotation, biological process: protein methylation. The record is from RefSeq and is a predicted model, not a curated record. Gene Ontology annotation, cellular component: mitochondrion. Gene Ontology annotation, molecular function: nucleic acid binding; protein methyltransferase activity. The transcript is spliced from 11 exons.
GGGCGUGGAAUUCACAGCCUCCCCACCCAUCCGCAGGGGUCUCCUGGGAGGAACCCACAGGCGAUGGGAACCCUGAAGCUGGGCUACGGCGUCCGCCCGAGCCUUUUCUUAAAUGCGCCAACCCCGGAAGCGGGGCAUCCAAGGGAGCGAGGGACGGGCCACGCACGUCCUGGCGUUCAGUACGGGGCAGCUUCUCCGGCUGGUGGGAGGGUGGGGAGCCUCUCAGGCAGGGUGGCAACCAACUAUAUCUGAGGACCAGAGCCAUUUUGGGGCACCAGAACUUGUGACCUCUCCAUCUCCACCCAGCUGGGUCCAGGGGCCACUCUCAGCACCCACCUCAGCUGCUGACAUCAUAAGGCAGACUUGGGAACCUGGAAGCACACUGGAGAACCUUUUCCUGAGACAUGGAGCUUUGGGGCCGUAUGCUGUGGGCCCUCCUGUCUGGCCCAGGGAGAGGGGGAAGUACCCUCGGCUGGGCCUUCAGCUCAUGGCAACCCCAACCACCUCUGGCUGGGUUAUCCAGUGCCACAGAACUGGUCAGCCACUGGACUAGGGUCUUUGAGAAGAGAGGUAUCCCUGAGGCCCGGGAAUCCAGUGAGUACAUCGUGGCUCAUGUCCUUGGAGCCAAAACAUUUCAGAGCCUGAGGCCGGCACUUUGGACCCAGCCCUUGACCUCUCAGCAACUACAGUGUAUCCAGGAGCUGAGUAGCCGCCGAUUGCAGAGGAUGCCGGUGCAGUACAUCCUUGGAGAGUGGGACUUUCAGGGGCUCAGCCUGAGGAUGGUGCCCCCAGUGUUUAUUCCUCGGCCAGAAACAGAGGAACUGGUUGAGUGGGUGCUGGAAGAGGUGGCCCAGAGGUCCUAUGCUGUGGGAUCCCCAGGCAGCCCCCUCAUUCUGGAGGUAGGCUGUGGAUCGGGAGCCAUCUCCCUCAGCCUGCUGAGCCAGCUCCCUCAGAGCCGAGUCAUUGCUGUGGAUAAGGGGGAAGCUGCCAUCUCUCUGACCCAUGAGAACGCUCAGAGGCUUCAGUUGCAGGACAGGAUUUGGAUCAUCCACCUCGACAUGACCUCAGAAAGGAGCUGGACACACUUGCCCUGGGGCCCUGUGGACCUGGUCGUCAGCAACCCUCCCUACAUCUUCCACCAGGACAUGGAACAGCUGGCCCCCGAGAUCCGCAGCUAUGAAGACCCUGCGGCCCUGGACGGUGGGGAGGAGGGCAUGGACAUCAUUACCCACAUCCUGGCCCUGGCACCCCAGCUCCUGAAGGACUCUGGUAGUAUCUUCUUAGAAGUGGACCCAAGGCACCCGGAGCUUGUCAGCAGCUGGCUUCAGAGCCGGCCUGAACUGUACCUUAAUCUUGUGGCUGUGCGCAAGGACUUCUGUGGGAGGUCCCCUGAUCCCUUACUCCCAGGUAGCGCCAGGGCGAGAGUUUCCUUCUGCCCCAGCAGGGCUGGCCAUCAGUCCCCUGCUUGGUAGGGGUGUGCGGGUGCAGCGUGGAGGAAGGCACGUGAGUCCUCACUCCUGGCCUUGGAUACCAUGGGGCCUGGUGUAGAGCAGCUCACUCCCAGGGACUGAAUCAGUCCUCCACUGCCCUGGGUGCAUGCGAACACACUUCCCUGGCCAAGCCUGGCUCAAGCACAGGAAGCUCAUCUGCAUUUCGGCUCAAGGAUGACUGCCUGCUUUCUGGAGGGGAGGGCCUGGAGGUCCUUGCUGCACAGUUCCUGGGUCGCACAUCCACAUUCAUUUAACGGAAGGCUUGAGCCAGUGAGGGGUGUUUCCUUUUUAUCCCCAUAGCUUUUAACUAAAACAUCCCUCCUGAGUUGACCCCCUGGGGUUUCAAAUAACCCAUGUGUACCUGGUUAGGGCUGGGGAGAGUGAGAAACUGAGAUACUGGGCACAGGAUUGUGGCCUCCACCCCAGCUCUGGUCUGUGCAGACUCAUGGCCACCAGGAGGCUUGCAGAUCCAGCCUUCCUAUCAACAGUGACAGGAAAUCUCUAGGUUGGUGAGUACUGGUGGUGUGAGCCUGCUUCAGGGUGGGUCCUAAGGAACAUGGCAAACCAGGCUGGCUCAUUCCACUAGACUGCCCCCUGCCACUCCAGCACUUCCCAGGGCCUGGCAGUAUGGUCUGAUGGGCAGUGUGGUCCAAUGGGCAGCAUCCUCUGCUGCAGCCAGGAGAGCUGAGUUCCAAGGCUGUGUCCUGCAGUGGGACCUUGGGCAGCUCCUUUCCCUAUGAGAAGCUGGCUCUUCUGAGUCCAAGGUCAACGCCAAGUGGCAGCCUCUUUCCUCUUAGCCAAGUGGAAUGUGCAUGCUGGCAUCUGAAUGUCCAUUCUCCAGGCAGAGAGAACAAGAGAAGGUGUGAACUGCCUGAGGUCCCAUGAUAGUGGCCAAGUGGAGAUAGUAAGUUAGAUCCGUCCCUUUGGGGAGCCUAUAUUGCUGGAGUCACACCCAGCCUAAGUGUCGCCCUGCACUAUGGCUGGAGGAUGCAUUUGGCAGAGGUCACGCUACAGCUCCCAGCGCCCCAGUGGCCUGCCCCAUGCCCAGCCCCAGCUGCAUGAACCUUGAGCUGCCCCUGGCUUCCUUUGAGGAGGCUGCUCCAGAAGGAACUUGGGUUGGGAGGCAAAGGGGUGCACAACCAGGGCGAGGCUCCCCACUCCCUGAGUUCCCUGUGCUCACAGACCUUUGCCUGCUAAGGUCCUCACCAGUGUUGCCCUUUCUGUCUUCCUCCCUGUGCCCUUUGGCUCUUGCUAUCUUCAGCAGCAUCUCAGGGUAGUUGCCGUGACCUUAGUGCAGUCUGUCAUCCCCCACCCCUCAGCCAGUCCUGGCUUCCCUGAUGGUCUCACCCUCCUGGCCUCAGGCCCAUUCCUGAGGAAGGGCCUUGGCGAGCUUGUGGAUGUUGCACCAGAAGAGAGUGCAGUGUUGGAGAGUGACAGUGUUGGGGCAGCUGGGGCCACAAGCAGGAGCGGCCCUCAGGGACAACUUUCUGCCCAGAAAAAUGUGCAGCUUGACUCUGCUGAGGAAAAGAUCCAAGCCAAGAGGACUGGCAGGUGGGGCCUCAAGCCUGCAGCCACUGGCUUGAUUGGGCCCUGGACAUUGAGCCCUGAUGUUGUAGCCACACCAGCCUGGAUUUCAAUCCCAGAAUCUGCCCCUCACCACAAUGUGACCUUGGGCAGAUGACUUCACCUCACUCAGCCUUGGCUUCUAAGACUGAGAAAUGUGACUAAAUGCUUUAUUUCAUAGGAUGCGUGUGAAGAGCCCAUGGAAGGUGCCUGGCUUGGCACAUUGUGGCAUUUUUUCUUGCCUUCCCCAGAGGGCAGACACAGGGAGGAAGGACCUGGUGCUCUCAGGCAUCCAUCUGAUGCUUGGGACCAACAUAAGGCAGGCAGGGAUACAAGGCAGUCUGGAAAGAAGGGUAGGCAGGAGUUUCAGUCUUGGGCUCUUGACUCCUCAUUGUUGUCUAGAGAUGGAGCCAGCAGGCUGGUAGCCUGGCAGCCCACAUCUCCCCUCAGCCCCUCACUAUGGCCCCAGUGCCUUGAGGCCCAGGCCAGGGCAGCCAGUGGCUUCAGCUCAGGGAAAGCCAGGCUCACCUGCCCUAUCCCCUCCCUUGCUCCUGAGGCCAAAGCCAGAGACUCGAACUACCUCCCCAUCACCACCAGCAUACGUCAAGGAGCACUUGCAGGCAGAAUGGGAGGAGGACAUGGAGCUGAUGGUGGAGUCCAGGCUGUGCAGGCCCCUGAGGUCUUGAGAGAUGUGCCUACUGCCCAUGCAGCCUCCUUCAGCCAGAGCCCAGAGCACAGACAGGAGUGUAGGAGUCCCUGUUUGAUGUACUCUGGGAAAGUAAUUCUAUCUCCUCUUCUGAUAGUUGGGGAAACUGAGGCCUUAUCUCACAGUUGGAUGCUUUUCCCAGUUGUCAAUGGGUUUCUCCAUGGGGCUCAUCCAGCUGCCUUAUUGAAAUAUGCCUCCAACCCUGUAAAUGCAAGAAAUCUACUAUUUUUGGCUCCUUUACCCCCACCUGGGCCCUGGGCCAUUGGCUGCUCCCAAUCCCUGCCCCAAAUACUUAGCUGGCUCCCCAUGACUUAAGUGUGUUCUCUUGUGUCCUAUGGAAUCCAGUUCUGAAGAGAUGGUGGAGGACAACUGUGGGAAAAGCCCUGGGGUCCCUCCCAAGGCCCCAUUAGUGCUCUGAGUAGGCUGCCAUCAGAACAAAGGGUUCCACUGCUGACAAGGUUUGAGAACUGCUGGCUUGAGGUGGGAACCCCUUUAACCUCUGCGGGACAGCAUGUCUUUCCCUAUCCACCUUCGAUUCUUUUCUCUCUUCAUUGGCUCCUUCUUAGUGGAUUCUUUUCUCUACUGCCCUGGGCUUCAGCCUUUGUGCAGCACUGUUGAUGCCCUGAACACACACCUUCCCUCUGCCCAGGCAGUGCAAACAAUCCACUUCUUCAAGCUCCAACACAAAUGCUGCUUCCUUUAGGACAACUGCUCUGUGCUCUCCCUGCCUCCCCUAGCUCAUACCUCUGCUGGCACCAAUGACCUUCUGUACCAUGCCUUCAGAAACCUUCUUAUCCCCCUCAUCUCUGGGGCCCCCUGUGGAUCUGGCAUACCCAGAUUCAGUAAAUGUCUACCGGUAAGCUGAUGGUACAUGCAUUUUCUAGAAUAGAGCUGGGACUUCCCAUGUGGCCCACAUCUGACCUGGCGGCCCAUGUAUUCCGGUCAUUAGGGAGAGGAAGCCAUGAGGACCUGGCCUUCUGCCAGACCCAGGCAGCCAUUCAAGUUGAGCGGUGGCCACUUCGAAUGCUCAAGUGCACCUGAUCCCUGUGCGACAGCCAUGCCAGGAGAACAGGCUGUCCUUGGCGGCAGUAGGAGCAGGCGCCAGGUUUCCUGGAGCUCUUGGCUUCAGCCAGCCCCCAGCCAGAGUCCUGGCUAGGGCAGAGACCUGAUCUCCCCCUCAUGACUUUCUACCUUGGACAAGCCCCCUGAACUGGAUUUGGGACUGUCAAAGCAACUCUACCACUGCUUUGGUAGGCUGAACAGUGACCCCCCAAAAUCGCAGUGUCUUAAUCACCUAAUCCUUAACAUGUGACUAUAUUACCUUCACAUAGCAAAAUGGACUUUGCAGAUGUGAUUAAAGAUCUUGAGAUGGAAAGAGUAUCCUGGAUUUUUCAGGUAAACUGAGUAUAAUCACAAGGGCCUCUGUAAAGGAGGCAGGAGUGUCAGAGUGAUGGAAGAAAAUGUAUGUAACAAUGGAAGCAGAGGUCAGAGUGAUGCAAUUGCUGGAGGAAGAGCCAUGAGCCAAGGAAUGCAGACAGCCUUUUCUUCCCUGGGGCCUCAAGAAGAAUGCAGUCCUGCCAACACCUUGAUGUUAAGCCCUGUGAAACUGAUUUCAGAUUGCUGACCUCCAGAAUAGUAAGAUCAUAGGUUUGUGUUGUUUUCAGCCACUAAAUGUGUGAUAAUUUGUUACAGCAGCCAUGGGAAAUGAAUACAGAUUGUGGUGCCCAAAUUAGUGCUGCUGUAACACAUGCCUACUGACUGAAGUGGCUUUGGAAUUGCAAUGUGGAAAUGGGCAGAGGCUGGAAGAAUUUUGAGUCAUGAUAAAUUGCCUUAAUCAUCUCUCUUCAGAUAGGUGAUAUGGCCCGGGGAACUCUUCCUCAACCUUCAGACCUAAACUGCCCAGGCUCCCCAUUUUUUACUCUUAUUUGGAGAGAGGUGGCCCUUUCCCAGAGUGAGAAGACUGGAAGACUGACCAGCAUGGGUCCCAGAAGGGAGUGGGUGAGGAAUGGUACUGGGAUGUGGGGAGAGAGUGCAAGGCUGGCCUCCAUGACCCAUCUCCAGAGACUGGGUCCAGAGAGGACCUCAGAGACUGGGGCCAAGCCUGUUCCUGCUUUCCUGUGGAGUUAAUAUGACUGGCCCAGGACCCCUUGGGUGUGUGAGGAUGAGCAGGGGCCCUAUACUCUCUGGGUUGCAGGUACUGCAUCUGUGAAAUGAGCACAGCAGCCCCUGACUUUGAGGUAAUGGGCCUGGCCCCUCCAUGUAAGCCAUAGGCCUGAGCAGAGCUGUGUCACCAUUCUGUUCCUAUGGUGAAAUGGGGCUAUCCCUGGGGUUCUCAACCUCCUGGUCCCUAAAACUGAAGUGGCCAACUGGUGCCCUCAGCCCUGUCCCUGUCCAGGCUGGGACUAGGACCUCCCUCUCCAGGGGUACUAAGGGACUCUGGAGACACUAUCCCACCUGGCCAAGGCUUAGGGCUCCUGAGGCCAGUCCUAACCCAGGAGCCAUAUGGAGAACUACUGGGAAGCCAGACAUGGGCCUCAUGCUGGGUUUCAGAGCUGAGAAGCUAGGGGACAGAGAGCAUGGACGCCUGGGUUCAAGGGUCAGCUUGGCCCCAAAUCACCUGGAUACACUUUGGAUGAAGCCAGGAGGGCCUGUUUAUACUGGAAGGGGUGGAUCUUGGCAAGACUUAUGUUCAAUCCCUGAUCUUUUUUUCCCAGAGAGGGAUGGGGCUUACUUAAAGUAACACAGCACUUGACUACUGA